This is a messenger RNA of Carassius gibelio (silver crucian carp), 2737 nucleotides long. RefSeq names its product nucleoporin NDC1-like. Lineage: Eukaryota; Metazoa; Chordata; Actinopteri; Cypriniformes; Cyprinidae. Gene Ontology annotation, cellular component: nuclear pore transmembrane ring. Gene Ontology annotation, biological process: nuclear pore organization. The record is from RefSeq and is a predicted model, not a curated record. Bases 118 to 2142 code for a protein of 674 amino acids. Gene Ontology annotation, molecular function: protein-macromolecule adaptor activity. The transcript is spliced from 18 exons.
AUCAGACGCACUCGCAGUGGUCCUUUUGAGGUCCUUCGAAUGUGUGGCGCGGGACCUCUGCACACUUUUGGCAUGUUGAUAUGGAUUUUACUGAAGUGAUGCUGAACUGAAACAAGAAUGAUAAAAAUGUUUUCGCCGAAACAAAAUUGUUGGUUUAUAAGAAAGGUGGUGAUGUGGAGGGCAGUGGCGAGCAUUGCAUGGUCAGUGCUUCUCUUGCCCGUGACCACUGCAGUAUUUGUGCUCUUGAGUAGAUUCAGAUUGUUUCACCCCAUCCAGUGGAUUUCAGAAUGCAUACAUCUUCUUACGGCCUCAAGCACCAUCUUUUCCCUUGUGCUGCUAUGUGGAGUAGUUCUGAUCACUGGCCUUUUCAACCUGGAGUUUUACACUUUGGUUCCCUCCAUUCCUUGUUCACGCAUGGCUCUCCUGGGGACGGUGCUUCACCCACGACAAUGUGUCCAUUCUUUGGUCUACUGCAGCAUGGGCAUGCUGAUGAUGUGGUGUGCUUCUGUUACAAUCGGUGGACGUUACAGCACUCUGGGAAUUCCCUGCAGGCAAAGUGAGAGUGGUGAAGUAGUGGCCUGUCUGAAUGAGUAUCAUCUCUUUCUUCUCCUGGCUGGGGCCUUCAUGGGAUACAGUCAUAGUUUCUUGGGAGUGGUUCAAAAUAUGUACUAUGUGUCCUUUCAACCCAUACAACAAUACAAAUAUCCACGGUUCAAGGGCUGUCUGUCAAUGGUGGUUAAGUGCAGUGUUAUUCAGUCCUUGUAUUCAGCCAGGAAUUUUGCUGCUCUCUAUUUCUUUUUUGGGUAUGUUCCUAAGACCUGGAUCUCCAGCACACUUCAUCUGCAGAUAGACAGUUCUGUCCAACCACUGGAUGCACUGACUGGACUUCUAGAUUUCUCCCUCCUUUAUCACCUGUCGAUCAGUGGCUCUUUCCUGUAUUUCACCUGGUAUCUCACUGUGCUUCUCUUCAGGAUUUAUGUCACAGAGGCCUACAGUUUUCCGGUGCAGUCCACAUUUACUGAGGAUGCAGCGCAAUGUCUUCCCAAAGUUUUGCCCGGGACGAACAGUUUAGUCAUGAAGUUCUUGGCUCUGCAAGACCUGGCUCUGUUAUCACAACAUUCUCUCUCACGCAGACUAGAAGUCUUCAGUCUGAGUCAGCCAGGUGGUCACCCUCAUAACUGGAAUGCCAUCAGUGGGGAAUGUCUGUCUUUGCUGAGUGAGCUGACACAGAGACUGGUGGCUCAUCAGGAUGCGGUUGCCUCUAAUGGCCGAGUCAAGUCUCAGUCUGCCAGCAGUGACACCAGAUCAGCUUCUUCAAGCAGCUCAGUGGUGUCAGGAACCGAGGAUAUUGCUGAGAGCCCUCGACUCAGUGUCCCGCUAAGGACCCCUGGUUCAGUCUUCAGGUCAUCGGUGGGGGUUUGGCACAGUGCUUUGACUGCUCCUUUCACCCCAGAUCUGGACAGCCCUUUCUCUUCCCCUGCUAUCAGACGUCUGGUUGGCCAACAGGAACCCCGGUCACCCUGGUUCGGUACAGUACAAAGCCCCCAUGUCAUGAGGAGAGGGCCCAAACUGUGGAGUGCCUCCACAGAGUCACAAUCCAAUAGCAGUCCUCCUGCCUCCCCUGCCACUGUUCCUAGUUCUCCUGCAGCCGAUCAGAAACCCAGUUUCCUGGCCCAGUGGCUGCAGAACAGGAGAGAGCAGGUUAAAAGCUUUUUGGCAAAGCGGGUGCUGAUAGUGUUUUUAUUUAACAAGCUUCCAGAAGCCUCUAGCCAAGCUCUGUUUGCUGACAGCCAGGCUCAUAUCUGGGCUCUCCAAGGACUAUCUCAUCUGGUGGCUGCCUCUUUCUCUGAGGAUCAGUUUGGAGUUGUGCAGACAACAUUACCCAGUAUCCUUAGCUGCUUGGUGGUCUUGCUAGAGGCUGUUGACAGACACUUUAAACUGCCACAUGCCUCCAGCAAACCUGGGAGGACUAUCUGCAGUAUGGGUGACUCCACAUACAAAACUCUAAGGUUUGCACUGAGGGCGGCGCUGAAGACCGCCAUCUACAAGAUAACUACAUCUUUUGGAGAGCACUUGAAUGCUGUGAAUAUUUCAACAGAACAUAGAAAAAGGCUUCAGCAGUUCUUGGAAUUUAAGGAAUAGUGCAACACACAAGCUCUUCUCAAUAGCUUUGGAUAUGUGUGUGUCAGGAGGAGACGAAAGAGACAAUAUGCUUCUUCAGAAGGUCUGAUUUGGAGGUUCAGCACUGUCACUCAAGGCCUUACUUUACAGCCAAGUGCUGCACUUUAUGUCCCAUUGAAAUCCCAGUCACAUUCUAAGUAACAUUUACAUGUUCCUUAUAAAUAACAGUCAUUCUCAUAAACUGGGAAUUUUGUUUGUAUGUGCCUGCGAACUACAAUGUGAUUAGACUUCAAAAUCAUGAUGGGACUUAAGUAAAUGUUUAAGGCAUUGUUACACUUCAUUUUCAGUAUAUUUAAUUUGUAUUAUGCUCCCAUAUUACAAAAAUGGGGGUCCAACGUUUGCAUCUUGCGUCAUUUAAUUGUUCACGUAUGUGAUGUUUUAUAGCACUCUGAUUGGAUGGUAAUUUUUCAACGAUCUUUGCUUCCACGUCAAUCCAUUCAUUAUUCUGAUUACCAUAAACAUGUUUUGCCAAAAGAGAAUCGAUUUUGUUUAAUGUCAAAUAUUACACAUUUUGAAAUCUUCAUAUAAUUAAAUAAACUUUUUUUCUAAAAUGUUA